GAAAAUAUUUUUUCAAUCACUAGGAGCAGCAGCCUAAACAAUUAAAGGAUUUUUUGCUGGUCAAAUAAAAUUGUUUAUUUAUUCAAUUCUUAAACUCUUUUUCUACUUACCACGGGCAAAUUAAAGUUUAAAAAUUAGGGUUUAAUAAAAAAAAACAUAAAUUUAAGCGAAAAGUGAAUGAAUGUGAAGUGUUUUUUGGCUAAAAUAAUCACACCACAAAAAGGAAAAACAUCGAUUUUUCUCAAGUAUAAAGAAAGAAUAAAUUGUGACCGGCUGGUCAUUUAGGAACGCAGACAGGACUAGGCUGUUAUACUACGAACAUCAGUUUUUUAAUAAUUUGAGAAAGGGAGAAAUGAGUGAAGAGGAAAGUGAAAAAAUUGUUUUGGACUUGUCCAAAAAACAGCUGAAAAAAGUGCCAAAACAAGAAGAAGCCCAAAAUGUACGUGUUCUUCUCUUAGAUGAAAAUGAAUUACAAAAAAUUGAUAAUAUCGAUUCAUAUUUGAAAAUAGAAAAGCUUUCCUUAAGUAAAAAUCAAUUGCUACGCAUGUAUGGCAUAUGUCGUCUACAUUGCUUGAGAGAAUUAAAUCUUUCGUUCAAUGGAAUUUUAUCAAUUGAAGGUUUAAAGGAUUGCACCCACUUGCGAAUUUUGAAUUUGGAGGGAAAUAAUAUCAAAAACAUCGAACAUUUAAAUACCAACACAAAAUUGGAAUAUUUGAAUUUGGCCGAGAAUAGUAUUGGCAGCAUAUCGGAUAUAUCGUUUCUGAAAUGUCUUAAGGAACUCUUUUUGCAUGGAAAUCGUUUGACACAUUUAAGGCAAUGUGACAAAUACUUACCUCAGUCUUUGGAAGUUUUGACUUUGGCCAAAAAUAAUAUAAGUGACUUAAAUGAAAUAUGUACACUGGCGCAUUUGAAUAAUUUAAAUAGCCUUACCAUAAGCGAAAAUCCUUGUGUUUCGAUGACCGCCGGAGCAGAUGGAUUUGAUCAUAGACCAUUUGUUCUAAAUUGGUGUUUGAGCUUAAAGGUUAUCGAUGGAUUUGUGGUUGAUCCAAUUGAGAGUCUGAAGGCUGAAUGGCUUUACAGUCAAGGGCGAGGUAGGAGUUUCCGUUUGGGAGAGCAGGCAGCCUUGGCAAAAUAUUUAAGCUCAGUUUGCCCUUUGAUUGGAAAAGCAUUGGAAAAUGAAAAUGAACGCAAAUUACGUUUGAUACUGAGCAAGGCUCAACAUCAUCAACGCCAACUGCAGGAAGAAAUAUCAGAAAACUCAAAUGCUUCGGCGAAUAAUUCUCCAUCUUCGGGGCGAAAGAAGCCCGCAAGUCGAAUACAAUCACCAAGAUUUUCACGCUUAAGUGGUCGCCAAGGUUCGCCAGACUCAAUGGUUAACAGCUAUCAUGGCAAUACAGCCAAUGAUCGUAACGAUGUUAAUAAUACAAAUCAUGCUACCCAAAUGACAACAUCACUUAUAGAAAAUGUCAAGAACUGCGAUUCAAUAAUGACACAAAGUUUGGAAGGAUCAAAUAGCAAUAACUCAAAUGCAAAGAUGAACAAUUCACAGGAGUCCACACCUCGUACGAUUACUCCAAAUCCGUAUAAUGAACAAUCGUACAUAAAUCAGCCAUUAAGUGGUGGACCACUAGCCACUGCAUCAAAAAUGGUGCCUGUACCCGAGACACUUAUGAGUCCAGAUGUUUGUCCUGCUUCAGUGGCCCAGAGGGUAACAGUUUCUGCAAUUAAUACUCAAAUACAACAAACAAAAACUAACAAAAAUAAAGAUAAUCGUUUAAAUUCACCAAAAAUGCGAAGUCCUCACUUGAAACGCAAUACUUCGGAACGCAGUCCAACAAUGAGUCCAAGAAAAUCUAAUAGUGUCGCCAACAAUUCCAAUAUUCAUCAACAAAUGUCCAAUACAAAAAUGCUUUUGAAUCAGCAACAACAUAUGGAACAACAUCAGAUAAAGUCAAGGCAAUUUGUAACAAAUUCCAUGCAUGUUGCAGCCCCCGAUGAUUGUUCAGCAGGUGGCAGUUCUGACGAUGACAGCGAUAACAUCAAUGUGGAUAAAUUGAAAACCAUACGCAACAAAGCCGCUCAGAGAUGCCAACAGAUGAAACAGAAUAUGGAUAAUUCUAGUUUGAAUUGUAGUCAAGACACUGAAUCAUCAGCUGUGGUAAUACAAAAGAUAUGGCGUGGUUAUCGUACACGCAAAAAAACUAAGGAUAUUGCGGAAAAAUUACUUAAGCGAAGAACCCAUGAAUACAUUGACAAACUGACCAAGGAUAUGGAAAUGACAAAGGCCCAACUUGAAAAUGAACGAAAAAUUCAGCAGUUGCAAAUGCAGGCCAUUAAUGCUCUUUGGAAAAAGGUUUCUUCGAUGCAAAGUACAGUUGCUGCUACCAACGCAACAGCAGCGAAUGUAGAUGUUACCCACGGAGACCAACCAGCCGUUGGGACAUCAUCUGGCAAUAUGGUAGUGACACAACCGAAUACAUUAUGUUUAGAUAAUAGUUCAACGACAGUGGUAAAUGACUUGGCCAAGACAUGUGGAAUGCUAACAAAUCAGGUACAACAACUGCAGGGUUCAAUGAGGGAUAUUUUAAAUUGCCUCACAUUGUUCUGCAACUUACCGCAGGAGAAUGUAAAACGCCUCUUGACGGCAGGUGUGGCCGAGGCAUUGUCUCAAACAACAAAUCAAGUCAAUAACUCGAACUGCAGCGAGAAAAAAGACUCAGCAGCUACUCAAACAGAAAUUGUUGCCGUGCACACUCCCCAAAUGGAAAAUCAAAAUAAUUUCCCAUUUACAAAGGUGCGUCCCUCUACUCUAGCCUUGAUAGAAGCUCAAAAUGCAAAUGCAAUAAAUAACAGCAGUGCUCCAGUGAUUCCCAGUACUACAGUGACUGCGACAAACACAGAUGCGGACCAACCAUUAGAGACUCCAACUAACCACAAAAGACAGCUGCCGCCCGAUGAAAGUGGGGUAUGCAGCGACGAUGUACGGUCAAACGAUUCUGUUUCAUUUUCCGAGAAACAAGAUGAAGAUGAAAAACAUAAUAUGCAUUCGAAAUCCAGUGGCUAAAUUUCAAAGUCCGAAAUAGGGAAUUUUAAACGUGAUAUUCUACUGUUUCAUUUUUUCGUAAAAGCAUUGCGUUACAUUACCGACUCGAUAAUUGUGUCACACCGCAUUACGAGUUCCCCCCUAGUAGUUAUAUAUACAUACUAAGAAUAUGGUCCCAUUGGUACAUAGAUUUAUGUAUCGUGUAGAAUAUUAAACAUUAUCAUUUUAUUCUUGUAUGAGACAACAAAACAUUCCCUUGUCCAAUGUAAACACGCACUCAUUCACUUACACUCUCUCAGGCCUCCUAGUCAUUUGUUCUUUGUGUCUUUCUCACCAAAGGCUUAAAUAAGAUCUCAUAGUAUUUUUACAUAAAAAAAAAACAAAUUCACAAAAUAUACUGGAAUAGCGACAGUAAUUAGUAUUAUUAGGAUUAUAGCUUUUGCAUCUCAUAGUAAAUCAUAGUAAUGAAAGAAAAACAAAAAGAAAAAAUCAAAUGUUAUUACCACUCUCCUUCACUUGAAACUAAAAGAUGAAAUUUACAACCACCAACUGUUUAGUCACUAAGGAGAAUUUAAAAAGAAGUCUCUGCUGCCACCAUCACCACCAACACAAAACAUUUUAAUACAAUACAAUAUAACGAAUAAGUUUGCAAUUUCAAUGUUUUCGAUUAAAAUCAGCAUGGGCUAAAUUUAAAUACUCACAAAAUGGAUACACGAGCAUCUUCAGUUGAUUUAUAUCUAAACAUAUUUUAUGCAAACUAUAUAAACUCAACACCGGAAAAUAAGCAGCCAAAUAACCGAUACACUCCAUCCAGUUCACCCAGUCAUAUUCUAAUCGUAACAGAAACAACGAAACUUUAAAACAUUUUUGUUCGUUUUUCAAUAAUGAUGAUACGCAAUCAAGAUAUGUCUAAUUUCGAAUUUUUCCAAUCAUUCCAGUUUUAUUUUAGAAUUAUGUAUAUCAAUCGAAUAUAUUUAUUUUUUAUUAAAUCUCUAUCUAGAUUGUAAGAUAUACAUAUAUAUUAAAAAACCCAACAAAAUAUACACACAAAAUUACACAUUUUUAAUUUUGAAAAUUUGCAAAUUCCAGUGAAAAAUAAAAUUGAUGCAGCUUUAAUAAAAAAACA
Musca domestica (house fly) is the source of this 4169-nucleotide messenger RNA. RefSeq names its product centrosomal protein of 97 kDa. The record is from RefSeq and is a predicted model, not a curated record. Bases 353 to 3064 code for a protein of 903 amino acids. The transcript has 13 exons. Gene Ontology annotation, molecular function: protein binding. NCBI's taxonomy places the organism in Eukaryota, Metazoa, Arthropoda, Insecta, Diptera, Muscidae.